This is a messenger RNA of Aegilops tauschii subsp. strangulata, 2276 nucleotides long. RefSeq names its product mitogen-activated protein kinase 16. Gene Ontology annotation, molecular function: ATP binding; MAP kinase activity. The record is from RefSeq and is a predicted model, not a curated record. Gene Ontology annotation, biological process: protein phosphorylation. Lineage: Eukaryota; Viridiplantae; Streptophyta; Magnoliopsida; Poales; Poaceae.
ACGUGUGACUUCACCACAGCAAGUCGGAGAAUCUGGUUUGACUCUCCCUCGCCGGCGGCCGGCGCCGUGCUCCCGCAGCGGCGCAGCCCCCGUGUCCAACUCCAACAUCUACGCCCCGUCGAGUCACGUGCCGUGCCCGCACGAGCACCUGCCCCUUAUCCCUGGCCGCGCUCCGCGCUACCGCGGCGAUCGGGCGUCCACUGCCCAGUCGCGCACCUUCCCUCGCCGUACGAAUAUGGCCCCUAUUCCCGCUCCUAUCGCGCGCCUCCCCCUCUUCCCUCGCCGUGUCCACACCCCCCCUCCCUCAUCCCCGACCAUCAGUACCGGCGGAGGCACGACACACCGCGCGCACGAGGACGCCGCAGCGGAUCGGAGGAGUGGAUCUGGGGGGAAGGGAGACGGCGCGGGGUAGCAGCACAUCACUCCGGAGCACGGGGCGACUGGCGCGGCGGGCGCCAUGGCUAAAAAGGGCACGGAUAAGGGGGCGUUCUUCACGGAGUACGGCGAGGCGACCCGGUACCAGGUCGGCGAAGUGGUCGGCAAAGGCAGCUACGGCGUUGUGGCGUCUGCCGUCGACACCCACACCGGCGAGCCCGUCGCCAUCAAAAAGAUCGACGACGUCUUCGAGCAUGUCGCCGACGCCACCCGCAUUCUCCGCGAGAUCAAGCUGCUCCGCCUUCUGCGCCAUCCAGACAUCGUCCAGAUCAAGCACAUCAUGCUCCCGCCGUCGCGCCGCGAGUUCCGUGACAUCUACAUUAUCUUCGAGCUCAUGGAGUCCGACCUCCACCAGGUCAUCAAGGCCAACGACGACCUCAGCCCGGAGCACCAUCAGUUCUUUUUCUACCAGCUGCUUCGUGGGAUGAAGUACAUACACGCUGCCAAUGUCUUCCACCGGGACCUCAAGCCCAAGAACAUUCUAGCCAAUGCAGAUUGCAAGCUCAAGAUUUGCGACUUCGGCCUUGCUCGGGUUUCCUUCAACGACACCCCUUCUGCGAUAUUCUGGACGGAUUAUGUAGCAACAAGGUGGUAUCGUGCUCCAGAAUUAUGUGGCUCCUUCUUUUCAAAGUAUACUCCUGCAAUUGAUAUUUGGAGCAUAGGAUGUAUAUUUGCCGAAAUGCUUACAGGGAGGCCGCUCUUUCCUGGCAAAAAUGUGGUACAUCAAUUGGAUCUCAUGACUGAUCUACUCGGCACUCCUUCGGCAGAAUCUAUUUCUAGGAUUCGAAACGAAAAAGCUCGGCGAUAUUUGGGAAACAUGAAAAAAAAGCAUCCAAUACCUUUUUCUCAGAAGUUUCCCGGUGUAGACCCCAUGGCACUCCAUUUGCUUGAGCGUCUUCUUGCUUUUGAUCCCACAGAUCGGCCAACCGCUGCAGAGGCCUUGGCAGACCCAUACUUUACUGGAUUGGCAAAUUCUGAGCUCGAACCCACAACGCAACCCAUCUCGAGACUUGAGUUUGAGUUUGAGAGAAGGAAGCUGGCCAGAGAGGAUGUACGUGAAUUAAUUUACAGAGAGAUUUUAGAGUACCAUCCUCAGAUGUUGCAUGAGUAUCUUCGUGGUGGAGAUCAGGCAAACUUUCUAUACCCAAGUGGGGUGGAUCGUUUCAAGAGGCAAUUUGUUCAUCUCGAAGAAAUCGGUGCUAAGGGUGAAAAGACUAGCCCGCAGCUGCGGCAGCAUGCUUCCUUACCAAGGGAAAGAGUUAUCGGCAGCAGUGAUGAGCCUGAAAAGCCAAAUGCAGAUUACUGUAUAAAAUUGCAUGUAGGUGAGGUACCAGGUCACACAUCGGUGACAGAUGGCCUUAACAAGCCACUGUUGAACACUCGAAACUUCUUGAAGAGCGAAAGCAUCGGUGCCUCCAAGUGCAUCGUCGUCAAAGAAAAGCGAGAAAAAGAUGAGGAAUCUAUGUCUGACUAUAUGCAUGAAGCAUGAAGAACAUCUGAUGAGGAACCGAAAAGGACUGCUCAACUCAAAAGUUUGUGAUGAUACAGGGGAGACAGAAGCACGUCCGAUCCAUGGGGGCUUCACUUCAGAAUCCCGAGCACACGAAUCAGAUCGAUGAACCACACUGAUGCCGGUGCCGGAUAGUCAUCUCAUUGGUUAGCAGAGCAUAGGAUUUAUUUCAAUUUUUUUGGGCGCAACUUUGAUCGAUGCUCCCAUUCAUGUAACUGGUAGAGUUUAGAAUGUAACCAACAGAGUGUAGAAUGUAACCAGCAUAUACUGGAGUAGAGUACAUGACUCGACUUCUUAUUACUCGUGCAAUGCUUUCUUACUACGUGACUUA